Molecule: messenger RNA, 1572 nt
Organism: Ipomoea triloba (trilobed morning glory)
Lineage: Eukaryota; Viridiplantae; Streptophyta; Magnoliopsida; Solanales; Convolvulaceae
Exons: 7
Coding region: 1-1572 (523 amino acids)
Source: RefSeq, a predicted model, not a curated record
AUGAAAGGUUCAUUUGUCCUUAUAUGGCAUGGCGAAAGCAAUGUGGCUACAACAUCUAAUAUGUAUGUUGACAACGAACCAAAUGAAGACGAUGAGUCUGAAGAUCAAUUGGAUGAAAUGUUUCGCGAUGUUGGAGAGGAGUUCACCGAUCGGUCAAACAAGUUGGAUGAAUUAUUGAAGGAUUCAAAAUUACCUUUGUGGCCGGCUGAGAAUGGGUGGAGUGACAAGAGCUUUACUGUGCUACUUGAGAUAUUAAAGGAUAUGCUUCCAAAUGAUAAUGAACUUCAGAAGAGUACAUAUGAUGCCAAGAAGAUUUUGUGUCCCAUGGGUAUAGGAUAUAAAAAGAUACAUGUUUGCCCUAACGAUUGCAUAUUGUUUAGGAAUGAUUACAAAGACUUGCAUACAUGUCCAAUAUGUGGGGCAUCUCGUUUCAAAACAAGAGAGAAUGUUGCUGGGAAAGUAAGUUUGAAAAGUCCACCAGCUAAAGUUAUGUGGUAUCUUCCAAUUCUCUCAACAUUUAAGCGUAUUUUUGCUAAUCCAAGCGACGCGAAAAACUUAACAUGGCAUGUAGAUCAAAAAAUUUCUGAUGGCAAGUUUCGGUACCCGGCUGAUUCUCGUCAAUGGACAACAUUUGAUAAUGCAUUUCUUGAAUUUGGUCACGAGUCGAGAAAUCUUAGUCUUGGACUUUGUAUUGAUGGAAAUGAUAUAGAUGUCUUUUUGGUGCCUUUGAUUGAAGACUUGAAAAGUUUGUGGGAUGAAGCUUAUGGAAACCUAUCUGGAUAUAGUGUCAAAGGACAUAAGGCAUGCCCCAUAUGUGAAGACAAUACAUGUUAUCAUCAAUUUGUUCAUGGCAGAAAGACAGUCUACAUGGGGCAUCGAAGAUUUCUAGAUAAAUUUCAUCCUUAUCGAAGAUUAAAAAAAGCUUUCAAUGGGGUACAAGACUAUACAGAUGCUCCACAACCAUUAACUGAGAUUCAAACACUAGAUGUCAGACAUAGUAUUGAUGUGAUGCAUGUGGAGAAAAAUGUGUGUGAUAGUCUUGUUGGAACUCUUUUAGACAUAAAAGGUAAGACUAAAGAUGGUCUCAAUGCUAGAUUGGACUUGAUUGAAAUGGGUAUACGACCUACAUUAGCUCCACGCAGUGGUGAUAAGAAGACAUAUUUGCCUCCAACUGCUCAUACUUUGUCAAAAAAGGAGAGAAUCAGUUUUUGUGAAUGUUUACGUGGGGUGAAGUCUCAUGAUUGCCAUGCCUUAAUGCAACAACUAUUGCCAGUGGCUGUUAGAGGCAUAUUGCCUAAAAAGUUGAGAUAUACCGUCAUCAGACUUUGUUUCUUUUUCAAUGCAAUUUGUGCGAAAAUUAUUGAUUUAGACAAAUUAGAUGAAUUGCAGAAUGACAUUAUAGUUACACUGUGUCAGCUAGAGAUGCAUUUUCCACUUGCGUUUUUUGAUAUCAUAGUUCAUUUGCUUGUACAUUUGGUGAGAGAGAUCAGAGAGUGUGGUCCAGCUUAUUUGAGGUGGAUGUACCCAUUUGAACGGUACAUGAAAGUCUUAAAAGGUUAUGUGAGGAACUGA